Aureococcus anophagefferens is the source of this 1653-nucleotide messenger RNA. RefSeq lists its product as hypothetical. NCBI's taxonomy places the organism in Eukaryota, Pelagophyceae, Pelagomonadales, Pelagomonadaceae. The transcript has 4 exons. The coding region runs from base 1 to 1653 and encodes 550 amino acids. The record is from RefSeq and is a predicted model, not a curated record. Gene Ontology annotation, molecular function: metal ion binding.
AUGGCAGCCCUCCUCUCGUCCCCGGGCGUCGCCCCGGCGAAGGAGCCCUGCGCGCCGUCGACGCUGAGCGUCACGGUCGGCGGCCUCGCCUGCGAGGGCUGCGCCAGGGCGGCCCAGAAGGCCGUGCUCGGCGUCGCCGGCGUCGUGCGCUGUGCCGUGUCCCUCGGGGGCGACGUCGACGUCGAGUGGUCCGGGCCCGAGCCCGUGCAGCUCCAGUCCCUCGUCUUCGCCCUCGAGUCCGUCGGGCUCUUCGUGACGCGGCCCUUCGAGGCGCCGGGGAGCCCUCUAGCAGCCCUCCUCGAGGAGCUCCGCGAUACUCCGAGCGCGCGGCGCUACCGCUGCGGCUGCGGCUGCGCGGACUGCAUCUGCGCGGCGCAGCCCGUCUGGCAGGGCGACGCCGGGCGCGACGUGACGCUCGAGGCGCUCUGCGCGCGGCUGGAGCGGUCCGCGGACCUCGCCGCGCUCGGCGCGUCGGGUCUCGCGGCGACGCUCCGCGCGGGCGGCGACGGCGCGCGGCGCCUCCGGGACGUGCUGGCGCGCACGUCCCUGCCCUGCGGCUGCGGCGCGGCGCCCGGGGCCGAUCCGCUGCGCGACUACUCCGACGACGAGGUCGGCGUCUCGGAGUCGAAGCCCGACUCGCCCGCGAAGCCCCCGCCGGCGAACGACGACGACGGCUGGUCCUUCGUCGGCGGCGGCUCCCGGUCGCCGCGGCGGUCGCCGCCCCGGUCGCCGGAGCGCACGGGCCCGCGGUCGCCGCCGCGUCGGCCGCCGCCGCCGCUGCCGCCCCUCGAGGCGCCCGCGAUAAGCCCCCCGGCGAGCCCGGAGCCGCGCUCGGACCCGCCGAGCCCGGCGAGCCCUUCGGGCGGCGGGUCCACGCCGGGCCGCCGCCGCCACAAGGCGCCGAAGCGGCAGAAGAGCCCCCGCAAGGCGCCGCCGCCGCGGGCCUUCGACGACGCGGCGCUCACCGACGCCGCGGCCGCGGCGACCUGUGCGGCGACGCGGCGCGACGCGCGGUCGCUCCGGGGCGUCGCGUGCGCGUGCCUCGCCGGCGCCUUGGCCUUUUUCGGGCGGGGCCGGCGCGACGCCGAGGCGUCGCUGGCCAAGGCCGACGCGCACCACCCGGAGGUCGCUCUCUACGUCGCGGCUUUGGCGGACGUCGUUUUGGUCCGCGCCGCGGGCGCGGUGCUGCGCCUCGCCGACGCCGUCGCGAACGUCGACCCGAACGUGGGCUUCCCGGACUCGUCCGAGGAGUACGAGGCGCGCCUCGACGCCCACGGCUUCCCCCGGGGCGUGCUGCCCAGGGCAAGAAAGGGCGCGAAGUUCCCAACUUCAAAGGCUCCGAUCUCGGUGCUCCCGGGCGUCGUCGCGGUGUGCGCGCGGAACCCCGCGUGCCUCCGCGUCCGCGUCGCCGCGCCCGACGGCGCGCCGGCGGACCGCGGCGCGACGGCGGCGGCGGCGGCGGCCCUCAUCGAGCGGCUCCGGACGUCCAAGGACCUCUUCGACGCGGCCAUCGCGCUCGACGCCGCGCGGCGCGACGCGAACGACAGCCCCCGCGCGGUCACGGCCCCGCUCCACCCGAAGCAGCACGAGAGCCUCGUCGCCCACGCCGCCAUGCUCGCCAAGAUCCUCGAGGACGUGGAGUUUGUGGCGUAA